AUGAGAGCCACCGCCGUCGCGCGCAAUGCGACGCGUUCAAUGCGUAUAAUCGCGCUCCCUCUUACUCCCCACCGCAAUCCCAUCAAUGGCAAGCCGGUAGAACACCUCACAUACUACCACUUUAUCACGCCACCAGAGGAUACGAAGACAUCUUCCUGGCCCAAAUGGGCUGUCGCGAAAGCGUCGGAUUUGUGGGCGGGGCUUGGGAAAGCACCUGAAAGUAGCUGGAAGCGGAAAGCGUUCCUUUAUGGCGAGCGACUAGUUGAUCGCCUCGACUUUGAGGAACUCGCGCUCAAGUCACUGGACCCUUCUCUCGGCCCCAAGAUCUCGAAUAUCGUCCCGAGUAGUUCUAAAACAGAAGGACCGUCCACGAUUCCUCUGGUGUUCCCACCGUCCGUCUCCCCGGCCCCAAUCCCACACUUGCAUUCCCUGCUAGAGAGACGGACUCCAAAGCAUAGGAAGGGCUUCUGGAUGUGGUUGGCAAUCUCGCCGCUAACGGCACCCUUCGCGAUCAUACCCAUCAUACCCAACUUCCCAUUCUUCUUCUGCAUCUGGCGCUCGUGGUCACAUUAUCGAGCAUACAAGGCUUCGGAAUACUUGGAGGGCCUCCUGCAAAGAGGCGCGAUCAUCACGCAGUCCAGCCCCGAGCUCGAUGCCAUCUACGCGAAGUACGCGCCUCGCCCACCGAAGUCGUUCGAGUCUGAGAAGCCGCCUCCCCCUUAUGCCCCGUCCGGCUCUGAGCAUUCUGAGAAGGGCGUCGACGCGGACCCGGCUCCGACGCUACUGUUGACGAAGGAAGCCGUCGUUGAGCUGCAGAAGGCUUUGGACGUGCCCGAGGACUCGACGUUCGCCGCAGACGUCUACCGUGCACUAGAGCAGGCGCGACUUCGGCUAGAGGGCAAGACAGGUGCGAAGUAGAGUGACGCGAGUGUCGUCGCCGCAUACUUCAUACGACGUCUUGCGGUGAUGAUCCGAAUGGACAUACUUUUACUAUACUAAUGCGUAGAUCUUGUACCGCCCCAACUCCUAAAUUCAAUGUUCGAUGCCCACCGUUCUCAACUUUAGUCGGUCUGGACAUGCAUAAAUCAAACAAAUACACAUUGAUAAUGUAUGAUACGCAGUGGAUGGCAGAAACGUGGAAUCGUACAAGAUGCAGCAGUACCUAACCAACCCUUGGUAGCAUGAUGAUACAAGCAUGAUAGAUAUGUUGGACAGAUCACCGGCACGAUAGACGUACACUCGUGCUUCUCCGGCACGACUUCACAAUCGAUAUGUCCAGCGUGGAGGUGAGUCUGUCAGCGCAUCACCUUAGCGAGCGCAUAGUGCGCCCUAACGGUGGUGGGCAUGUCAAGCGUGCAUAUCUCGGAGGGUUGUCACGCGUGCAUGUGCAUGCCGCGGUCGCUCCACCUCGCUAGUCUGAGCACGCAGUUGCCGAAAUGUCCCCUCCGACCCAGAGCCGCAGACUGAGGUCAAUCAUCCUCCCCAUACUCGUCCUCGUCCCCCGUCUCCUCUUCCUCAUCCUCCUCGUCGUAGUCCCCCUCCUCCUUGUACCACACCACCUUUUCCACCGGCUCGUCCCACCGCCACGGCUCCCUCACCCUCCCCUCUCUUCGCUCCCGCGCGUGCUCUUCCUCGAGCCACUGCGCGCUGACCCGCUCCAGCUCCCGCUCGAACGCGAGCCCGUCGUCGUCCCGCAUGGCCUCCUCGACCUCCCACCGUCGGAUGCGGUACUGUGUACCGCAGGCCCGCCGAUGUGCCGCUAAUCGGGCGACCUCUUUGCUGGAGACGCCGGCACAGCGGAUCUCGCGCAGAGCAGGGAGGAUCGGGAUGUCCUCCAGGACGAGGUCGGCCUCGCUGGCCUUGGCUUUGCCCUUAUCCUUGCUCGGCAGCGGAGCAGCGGCGUCUUCCCCGGCUUCGCUCCCGAUGCCGUUACCAGUGACAGCGACAGCGACAGCGACUGAGGGAGAAGCAUGGGCGUGGGGGGGCUGCAGCUGUGGCGGCUCCGAGCGCACGGUGCCGAAGAGAACGCCGAACGCGCCCUCGUGCAUGGACAGGAAGUCGGCCUCGAGCCGGGUCAGCGCACGCAGGCUCUCCAGCAGCGCCUUCCAGCUCUCCGCGCUGCACACCAGCCGGUUCACACUUAGCUUCUCCAGCCGCGCGAACUUCGGUCUUGCCUGCAACGCGCCCUGCCCGUUCAGCGCAGGUACGUCUCCAUUUGAAGCAGACGACUCGCUCGCGCCCCGCCGUGGGCUCGAAGCGAGGAACUCGACGAACGGCGAAAAGUCCUGGUCUUCCGUGUCCAGCUCGAGAUACAGCGAGCGCAGGUUCGGCGCAUCGAUCGACUUGAACACCGCGAUCAAGUAGUCCGACUCCAGAUCGUUGAGCUGUAUCUCCUGCAAACAGGGCAGAAGUACCGGGGCCGCCGACGGCGGAGGUACAUGCCCAGGCGCCAGAGCCGCGUCCGGUCCUGGCGGGUCCGCGCCCCACCACUCGAUCCCGUCCGGGGGCACCGCGCCCGACGCGCGCGCGCGGGGCCCAGAAUAGUGCAGCGAGAGGCGCUCGAGCGCAGGCGACGCGGCGAGCAUCGUGCGCCAGAGGGGAAACGGCAUGCGGACGUCGUCGGAAUGGAGCGCGUACUCGAUCGAGGUCAGGUUGCGGAGGAAGGGCGAGUUGACCCAGGGUAGGUUGACGCCCUGGAGGAUGAUGUGCUUCAGCGACGGGAGGUGGCCGGCGAAGACGACGACGGGCGGAGGACCGAUCGCGGUGAAGAGGCGUUCGGGGGUCUGCCAGUUCUGGACGUGCCAGAGCUGGAGGGUGCGGAGGAUGGGCGCGGAGCCGCAGGUGUUGAGGACCUUGCGCGCGCCGGCCUUGCAUUCGAGGUCGGCGACCUUGAGGUGGAGCUCGCGCCAGCGGUCGAUGUGCGGGAGGACGAUGUUGAAGACGGGUAUGAACUGUUCGCGGAAGAGGAGGUCCUGUCGGUGCGCGUAGGCGUCCUCGGAGCAGGUGUCGACGUAGAUGUCGAUGGGGAGGCGAGCGUUGCGGGCGAGAUAGGUGUUGCCGCGCGUCAUGUGGGGCGUUGUGCGGAAGUGGAUGGUGGUCCAUAGAUGGGGGGUAUGGAGGGCGACAUUGCGCCAGUGGCGGCAGACGUGGGAGAUGGUGACCUCGAAGGUGAGCUCGCAAGGAUCGCGGUCGUCAGGAGCGGGCUGGGAGUCGAC
Molecule: messenger RNA, 3215 nt
Organism: Dichomitus squalens LYAD-421 SS1
Lineage: Eukaryota; Fungi; Basidiomycota; Agaricomycetes; Polyporales; Polyporaceae
Exons: 5
Coding region: 1-918 (305 amino acids)
Biological process (GO): potassium ion transport; proton transmembrane transport
Cellular component (GO): mitochondrial inner membrane
Source: RefSeq, a predicted model, not a curated record